AUGACCAAAAUUGAUUUGGGUGAUAAAUUGGGUUUUAUUCAUUUUACAAAAAAUGUGAAACCUAAAGAUGAGAAAGUGCAACUUACUUUACCUAAUGGGGAACUUCGUGAACCCCAGAAGGAAGUUAAAUUGCUUGGAAUUACUUUGAACAAUCUGCUUGAUUUUAAAUCUCAUAUUUUGAAUAAAAUCAAUAAAGCAAGAAAAGCUGUUGGUGCUAUUUGGCAUCUUGGUGGCGUGCAAAAAGGUAUGCGAGGGUCUGCAGUCAGAUCACUGUAUAUUGCUUGCGUGAGACCAAUUGUCGAAUAUGGCUUAGAAAUUUGGCAUCACAAAAUUUUGAAAGGAGAAAUCCACAAGUUGGAAGUAAUGCAGAAUAUGGCUUUAAGAAGAAUUGUUGGUGCUUAUCGCACAACUCCUAUUGCGGUACUACAAAAGGAAGCUGGUAUUAUGCCAUAUAGUAUUAGGCUAAAAUUUAUGGUGGCACGAAAAGCUAUUCGUUUACACCUAAAUAUUAGCAAAACUAAUCCUAUUAAUGGUCAUUUGUUAACAUUGAUUGAGAAAUCUCCAAUUGCAAAGCUAACCACGCUUUACAUGUUGGCGAAAGAUGAUAGAGACUAUAUGAAUAAAAAGGAUGAAAACGAAAAUGCAAGAGGGUUGAACCUCUUACACUGA
This is a messenger RNA of Magnusiomyces paraingens, 669 nucleotides long. RefSeq lists its product as uncharacterized. The transcript has a single exon. NCBI's taxonomy places the organism in Eukaryota, Fungi, Ascomycota, Dipodascomycetes, Dipodascales, Dipodascaceae. The record is from RefSeq and is a predicted model, not a curated record. Bases 1 to 669 code for a protein of 222 amino acids.